UUGAGUACCUUCCUGGUGAAUGCCACCGCCGUGCCUGCAUUUAAAAGCACAAUCCUCUUCCUACCUUGGAUCAGGAAGCACCAUACUCCAUUCUCUUACAUUCGGCACAGGUAUUUCCCUCCUGAAUCUAGAAUCAACGAUAUCUCCCUGUAGGAGGAAUUUAUUCUGAUCACAGAGAUCUUGACAAGAUGCCAAAUCCACUUGUCACAGGCGGCGUCAUGGAUGGCACUCGAUAUCCGGGACCAGACGAAGGCUGUGCACCGCCUAAUUGGUUUAUCUCGUGUACUCCACCGGUCAUCGAGAAGGACACGAUCAUCGUAGCAGCUACUUCGCCAAAUGUCAUCAAAGGCCAUCAGAAAGAGGACGGGUGGUUUCUCUCUGAUUUCUACGCUUUCAACUACCUGCUCCACGGUCUCGGUUCAUCACAAACAUGGCUCACAGCUGCUCUCCUCAAAGCAGACCCUCGAUUCCCAGUUUAUUUGCACGGCAACCCUUACCAGGAACGCAAGGUUGUGUUGAGCAACGAUCUACUCAAGAGCGGGGAAUUGACGCGGGUCACGGUUGUUCGCAGCAAUAAUAUGAUCGCUCAGUUCCUCCGUGAAGUACGGCAAGCCUCGAAACAAGCAGUGAAGCAACAGGUUCCGUUACUUCUUCUCGUCUUCUGUCAUGGGCUGCCGAACCUCACCAUGUUACUCGACUGUGGGGAAAAGUCGAAAGGAAUUACGCCAACGACCCUUGACGGAGCCAUUGAACCAGGCUGCCGCUAUACUGUUUACACGACUGCAUGCCACUCGGGAGGGUGGGUCGUCAAGACAACUUCUGAUCACUGGCAUAGCCCAUUAAACACCAGUAUGUUGGCUGCGGCUAGUAGAAAUACAACGUCAAACGCGUGGCAAGACUCCCGCAGCAUUAGCCGUGCUUGUGGAUCGGUUUUCGCCAGCGCGGUUAUCGAGGCAUUGACGUGCAAUUCAACUCCUCUAAUCGACUCUCUCGGUGAUGGCUGCGCUGGCGACUCCAACAUGCUUCAACCUACGGAGCCGAGCGACACUCAAACAGCCACAUACAACACGUUCUGCGACUCUAUUCUCACUUGUUGCGCAGAUCGAGUUCAUCGUCUAUGGUACGAGCAAGAGUUUACUUUUAGCGCCCAAAAUGACCAUUGGGGAAACUCUUGGACCGGUCGAUCAGGUAUCCCCCUGGGGCAUUUUGAGCAACGCUGGAACAAGCUACCCACCGUCGGGUACAAUGGUCCGUCUGACGUGAAGGCACUAAUGGAUCCACAUCCUGGUAACCCGACUUACUCGGCCUCAACCGACAAAACAAAAACGGGUGUGGGUGCCGAUACCGAGGCCGAAUCACUCAUUGGUGACCUCAUCGAGAGCAUCUGUCACAAUCGGUUGAAAGUCAUGGCCGCCUUGUUCCUCCAAACUUGCCCUGGUGACUGGGACAGCGGUUGGGGGCCGAUCACACGGGGCGGCUUGUGGCUAGCAAUGGAAGAAAACCCAAUACACGAACCAGAUUUCGAUCCUGUUGCCAUGAUCACCUUUCGCUGGGAAUUGGCUCAAAUUGCUGAUGAUCUGGUCCGCCGCUUCCAACUGCCCGUUCCUGCGCAACAGUGCUGCCUACUUUGGGAUUAUUCGGAGCACCUUACUCGAAGAGCGAAACAAGGACACAAAAGGUCGGAGCGAGGACGCUGGGUUUACACAGCGUUAGUUGCCCAUGAAGUUCAGCCUGUACCAACAGAUGAACAAGGGUAUCCAUUCGAGCGCUUCACCUUUUACCUGACUGCAGCGAUCGUCGAGGCGGACCUCGACGACGGGGAAACGAAGUUAGUGGUUGAGGGGAUAGCCGAUCACAUGCGUAAGGCUAAAGCAUUCCAUGAAAUGCGUGCGUUGCGCAGUCCCAACGUCAUCCAACGUGCAAGGGAGUGGCUUAGGAGUGUCGGCAAGGAGUUACGGGACCUGAGCAAAGAUUCAGGUUGAAUGAACACAGAACCAUGUUUUGACAAGCUUUCAAGCUUUGGCCCCGUACACCAGCGAUU
Verticillium alfalfae VaMs.102 is the source of this 2041-nucleotide messenger RNA. RefSeq lists its product as hypothetical. Lineage: Eukaryota; Fungi; Ascomycota; Sordariomycetes; Glomerellales; Plectosphaerellaceae. The record is from RefSeq and is a predicted model, not a curated record. The transcript has 2 exons. The coding region runs from base 189 to 1982 and encodes 597 amino acids.